Molecule: messenger RNA, 4644 nt
Organism: Xyrauchen texanus (razorback sucker)
Lineage: Eukaryota; Metazoa; Chordata; Actinopteri; Cypriniformes; Catostomidae
Exons: 2
Coding region: 1122-1793 (223 amino acids)
Source: RefSeq, a predicted model, not a curated record
CUCAAUUGACCUCUCUCAUCAACAAGCCAUUUCUGUCUGCAGAACUGUCGCUCACUGGAUGAUUUUGAUUUGGUAACAUUCUGAGUAAACUCUAGAGACUGUUAUGAGUGAAAAUCCCAGGAGAUCAGCAGUUACAGAAAUACUGUACACAAUACUUUUAUAAAUUGAAGAGCAUAUUUACUUAUAUGAGCCCAUUAUUAUCCUGUUUGUUUCCUAAUUUCAAACAUCAUUCAAACAGAACAAACAUAUUACACAGGAGGAAAGGCUCUUCAUUACCAUGUACCAGGUCAGUGUAGCUAGUCUAAAAUAUAGUAAUAAUAAUAAUAAAUUAUAGUAUUUAUGAAAAAUAAAUUCCAGCUGAAACACAUCUUGAAACUUUAAAUACAACUGCCACUGUUGAUAUAAAAGUCUAAUAGAUUUUACCUUUAGAUUAUUUCAUAUGAAACUAUAACUGUUACUUUUACUCAUGUAAAAUUGUGAAACAAUUUUGUAAAGGUGAUGAUGUAUAAUAAUAAUAAUAAGAUUUGUUGCUCUUCUCCUCCUCAGUGCUGUUUGGCAUGUCAGGGCUGUCUACAGUUUGAGAGGUUUGACUUGACUUCCUCCGUAACACUUUAAACUAGAAAAGUCUCUCUAGAAUUGAAAUUGGUCACAUCAGUUUUGAGGUCUGCACUCCGCAAUAUCGAGAGAAGCCCGGUUGUUGCGUGCGCGUGUCAGAGAGAAGAGCAGAUCAUGAUCGCGAGCUGAUUCUGUUACACUCAAGUGAAAGUGCAGAUGAGAAAUCUUUAGCUGAUUGUGAGAUUAUCAUUAAAUCUGCCUCAGCAGUCCUAAAUAGGCGAUCACUUGUGCGGCCGCCGAAAUAUCUUCAAUGGGAGAACCAUGGCAUUGUUCUUUCCCUGCUGUCCGCGACCCAGUCCGAAUAGACCCGCGACCCAAUUUUGGGUCGUGAACCACCAGUUGACAACUGGUUUAACUCACCCACACACACACUUAUGUCAGACCCCCUCGCUCGCUUCUCUCUGACAUUUUCUCCGCUGCAUGUGAGUGUGUGUGGGUGUGUGUGUGUGUGUGUGUGUGUGUAGCGCAAGUUGACGAGUCUGACAGGCAAUCAAGGAGGAAAGAAGAUGCGCACGUGUAGGUCUCUAAAUAAGAUGAUCCUGUGUAGUCACAUUUCUUUUGCAGUGCUGUACUGCAUACUGUGGCUCGCGGUGCCUGUCCUGCUGCGCUCUGAAUUCAAGUUGGCCUACGUCACCGAGCGCAGUGUGUACAUGUGCACGUGUGCGCAGGAUCUCGGCUUCUGUGAGAAAAUGAACUCCAGCGAAUGCAACAACUGCAAGAACCAAUCACUUGUGUUUCAGAAGGCUGAGAGCCCCAGCCCAGUGCAAAAGAAGCGCCUGACGGUCUGGUAUACCUCACCCCUUAACGUGGCCCUCCUGUUGAACAACUCAGAAAUUAGGCACCUGUCAUUGGUCCAGUGCAAACCUGCUGUUGACCAGCCUAUCUCAUUUGACUACUUCACAGUACAGCGUCUGGAAAGUCUAACAGUCACCUAUCCAUUCUGGAAGCCUGUCCUGAGUUAUAAUAUCACAAUUGGCAAAGAGAGAGGUGCUCCCUACCACGAGGAAGCGAGAAUCGCAGUCAUUCACACCUCUGUGUUGACUGGAAAAACAGAGCUAAAGUCCUACACUGUCCAAACCAAAGUGGAUCACAAUGGCAUGAUGUCCUUCCCAGACAUUUACAUGUCUCGCAAUGGGCUUUCGGAAAUGUCCAGGAUAUUUGUCACUUUUCUGUACUGAGAAGCCUAUGAAUCGACUUCCAUAUUUCCUCAGUGGCAUAUUGUAGUAUUUGAUCAUAACACACAUUUCAUCUAGCUAUUAUAUACUAUGAUGUUACAUAGUUGCUCUCACUAUUAAACAAAUAACUGUUCUGCAUAUUUGGUAAUGUAUAUAAUUUAUUUAGUAAUGUAUAUAAUCAAUAUACAAAUACAUAAUAUAAAUUCUUAUAGCAAAUAUUGACCACAUGCAUGUCAUUUCUGAUUAAAGGCCAUGUACAAAGACUUUAUUCUCAAAAAUUAAAAAAAGACUUGGCAACAGUUUCUACAAAGCCAGUAUUUAGAAUGCAUUGUAAAGGUUGUAAAAAUCCAUUAUAAUGCAUCUGUUAUGUCUCAUAAUACAUUUUGUAAUAUGUUAUAACUUCACAAAAAAAAUUGUAACCACAAUUAUAAUACAUAAUCACACUUACAUAUUCAAAGAUAUACCUUAGAGUAUAAUGCAUUUUAACAUGACCAACAUCAAAUUUUAUUCACUGAUUUGCAUAAUUUAUAAUGUAUUAUAUGUGUAUAUAUAUAUUUAAGCAAUAUCACAUGAGCAAGAGUGCGAUAUGGCCCUACAUCAGCACUGCUGUGAUUCGGCUGCAGGAUGAGUGUUGUAGGUAAUCACAGCAGUGCUGAUGUAGGGCCAUAUAGUACAAUCGCGAAUGUGAUAUUGCUUAUAUACAACAGUUCAAUGAACAAGUCAAUUUAAUAAAAUGAGUACAGUCAUAAAAACGCAUUUGUGCAUGGAACUACUUUCUUACGUCAUGGAUCAGAAACUGCCAUUGCUGGUUCAAAACAAAUGAUGCGUCCAAACCUCUGUUAGUAAUUCAAAAAUGUCACUUCAGAAAUAGUAUCAUGGCUUGUGCUGUUUCGAACAAGUUAUUGGAUAAACAAGGAUGUGUGUGUGUGUGUGUGUGUGUGUGUGUGUGUGUGUGUGUGUGUGUGUGUGCUCUUAACAUAUAAGCACUGGUCUUACACUGUAGUUUAGAAUGGCAAGAACAGAAGCGGAGUGAUACACACAAUGAAGUGACAGAGUGCUGAUGUUGUCAGACCAUCAGUGCUUAUGGAAUGUCUCUCAUCCAGUCAGAUUCGAGGACCAGAAGUAACUGUUCUGAGUAAACUCUAGAGAAUGUUGUAUGUGAAAAUGCCAGGAGAUCAGCAGUUACAGAAAAACUUAAACCAGCCCGUCUGGCACCAACAAUCAUGCCACUGUCGAAAUCACAGAGAUAAUUUUUUCCCCUUUCUGUUGGUUGAUGUGAACAUUAACUGAAGCUCCUGACCCGUAUAUGCAUGAUUGUAUGCACUGCACUGCUGCCACAUGAUUGGCUGAUUAGAUAAUCACAUGAAUGAUUGGUGUACAGGCGUACCUAUUAAAGUGGUCGGUGAGUGUAUAUUUCUCAGCAAAUAUUGAUAUAUGUGAUUUAUUAUGAUUUACUUAAUUAAUUUAUCAAUCAACACAUCAUGUAAUUAAUUUGAUUAAAAGUAAUUAUGUAAAAUGUAAUAUGUAAAUGUUUAGUGCUAAUAUGCCAAAAUUAGGUAGUUGCCAUUAGAUACUUUAGUUUAGAUCUUAAAAAACUAGAGUCCACCAUGCAUCCUACCUACCAACCCUACUUCUAGCUCCACGUUAUUUCAUGGGGUGAACUUUUUUAGACCAAGUGGCCUCACCAGCUCAGUCACGAAACCUGUGUAGAAAAUGUCAAAUGUUACUCCAAAAUAAAAAAAGAGACAAAUAAGAAAUUAUAUUUUGCAUAUAGAAAUGAAUGCUAUUUUAGGGCCAUUCACUUUUCUUUCUUUUUCACAAUGAUGGUUAUGGAUAUUUCAACUUAGUUUUCAAUGCCAUAAUGCAAAAAAGAUGGUCUUUAUGAUAUUGUCAUCACCAGAGUGUGAAAGAAAAUUAUAUAUUAUUUAAAUAGUGAAGUAUUUAAACAUCAUAGUAUUACUUAUAUGUACUGCCUUUCAUUUUCACUGAUAAUUAAAAAAUAAAUCAUAGCCUAGACAUAUAAUGCUGUUGCAUCAUGGGUGACCUGAGUACAAGUCCCGGCUCAUGAUGUCCUUUCUAAUUCCCACUCUCUUCUCCCCAGUCAUUUCCUGUCAUCUCUCCACUGUCCUCUUGCUAAUAAAGUCUAAGAUGUUCCCCUAAAUACAUAGGGUCAGGUACCUUGUAGAUUUGCAGUAUUUUAUACUGAACUGUUAAUUAACUGUAUGCUUGUAAGGAUUUCUAUUGUGAUAAAUCGCUAAUUUUGGGUUUAUUUUAAAGUAUGUGGCUAAUUUUCAGCUUGUUUUUCCAGACCAGAUUAUUGUUUCUCUAGCAAGAUCUGGCAACACUGAAACUGGUAUAUCAAUCACAAGGUGAUUAAAAUGGUGAAAAAUUCAACAGCAAUGGUGACUACUUGUCUUAGCACCUAUAGUAUCCUACCAUAUAUAUUUGAACCUAAAAUAAUGAUGUUGGAAAAGAACGUUUAUGGACAUGUUAUUUCUCAUCUUGCCAGCUAUAGGGCAACAUCUACAGUAUAUGUGUUUUGUUUGUUUGUUUUUUUAUGCUUUCUCGUAUGUCAUAUUAAAGCAAAGCUUGAGACGUAAAUUGCAAAGACUGUGUUCUCAGUGAUCUCCCAACAAGGGGGCCCUUGCCAGUCCUCAUUUUUUGUCAUGGUCAUUUGAUCACCCUGAUUUCUUGUUGUUGGGGUUAGGGUUAGGUUAAUUCUUGUUAAUUGAGAAUUACCCACCCAAUACACUAUUUUGCAUCUAUUAUUGCAUCUGCACAUCUGUUUGAGACCUUUGAUUAUGUAUGUUUCUUGUGUUUGCUUUAAAUGCCACUUUUAAACUGAUUGCUGACA